Rhodotorula toruloides NP11 is the source of this 2940-nucleotide messenger RNA. RefSeq names its product G-patch and DUF1604 domain containing protein. Gene Ontology annotation, molecular function: RNA binding. The transcript is spliced from 7 exons. NCBI's taxonomy places the organism in Eukaryota, Fungi, Basidiomycota, Microbotryomycetes, Sporidiobolales, Sporidiobolaceae. Gene Ontology annotation, cellular component: nucleus. The record is from RefSeq and is a predicted model, not a curated record. Bases 1 to 2940 code for a protein of 979 amino acids. Gene Ontology annotation, biological process: mRNA processing.
AUGGCGUCCUCGCGGCUCAAACGGAAGAUCGAAACGGCGGACGAAGGGCAGUACGGCAACCUGAGCGAGAGUUUCGUCUCAGUGGGGACGGCGCUCCCUGCGUUGACGGAGAACAAGAAGGACAAGAACGAGUUCAAGCCGGUGUGGCAGCAGGAAGUCUACGAUGAUCAAGGCAGACGACGGUUUCAUGGCGCUUUCACCGGAGGGUUCUCUGCCGGCUACUUCAACACCGUCGGAUCCAAAGAAGGAUGGACGCCCUCGACUUUCAAGUCGUCUCGCUCAAACAGGGCUUCGCAGAACCAGCGAAGCGUCUUGGAUGCCGCGAAAGAGUUCAUGGACGACGAGGACCUCGCGGAACUCGCUUCCUCCCGAACGCUCGAAACCAGCUCGACCUACGCCUCUUCCGCCCGCGCUCCCGCUCCUCCUCCGCCUGCCUAUGACCCCCUCCUCGGCAACUUCGCCGGCCUCGAAGGUACCGCCGCGCCUGCUCCCAAUUUCGACGAAACCCUCGCCUCGCUCAUCCAGCCCUCUUCGUCUCGCAUCGGCCUCAAACUCAUGCGCAAGAUGGGUUGGCGAGACGGACAAGGAGUCGGGCCGCGCGUGACGUAUCAGCAGCGGAAACGGCAGGCUGCAGACAUCGGCGUCAAGCUGGACGAUGAGGAUGAAGCGGGCGGAGAGGCGGAGAAGCACCUGUAUGCGCCGCUCGAUCGACCGCUCACGCUUGUCAAGGGCACGAGCGCGUCGAUGGACAAGGGAUGGGGACUUGGUUAUCAGCCGGGGAUGAACUUGCAGCAGCAGUUGCGGAGCGAGGGGGGAUACGCGGGGCAGGCUUCGGGGCGGCAGACGGUGUAUGAGCUGGAUGUCGACGAUGUGUACGGCGGAGUCGGCACGAGCAUGGAUGCGCUCGGUGACAGGCAGAAGCGCGCGCUGGGCGUGUACGACGGCGAAGACGACGCGGACUUUGGGACGAUUCAACCUUCGAGAGGCGCAAGAACGCGUGAGCAGCCGAAGAAGCGAGGCGGGCCGCUGCAGGAGUUCCACGACGGGACCAAAGUCCUGCCCGGCUUCGUCCUUCAGACUGAGCCCCUCGUUGGACCUUCCCUAUCCCAGCUACCGCCGCAGCCGCCUCCUGGCUGGCAGCCGAAUCCUUCUCGCCUGUGGAAGGAGAAUCAGCCGCCGGCGACCGAUGCGAAGGGAAAGGGGAGACAGCUCGACGCGGACGAGCGAGGAUCGCUCCUUGGCGAGCAACUGCCGCCGCCCGUUCCGAAGUCCGUCUUCGACUAUCUCUCCGCCAAGAGCCGCGAACGACUCGCCGCCGUGACAGGCGCGGCACCGAGUACAUCCGCCUCUGCUACACCCGAUGCUCCCCCUCCUCCGCCUGAACCCGAUGCGCAGCUCUUCGUGCCGCCUAUCGACCGCCCUACCGCCUCGGCCGCUCUGCGAGGUUUCCAGCCGUACUCGGCUGCUUCGACUUCCCCCGAUCCGAUCAAGCAGGCGCGGUAUACCCUUUACCUCCAGUACCAAUCCUCCGGUGAGGCGUCGACGACCUCAUCACCCUUCGGGCCUCGACAGCUGCCGAAUGGCAAGAUGCAGAGCGUCGCCGAGCUCAACCGCGAGCUCUCCGAGUACGCUCAGGCGGCCACGGUCUUCAAGCCUGUCUCGGGCAUGCUCGGAAACCGUUUCCAGUCGAGCAAGACUGCCGCGCUCGAUGUUCCGAAGGUCGAGCCAGGCCUCUACCAACCUCCACCGAAGUCAACUGCCGCUCCGUCAACUUCCGACCUCGCUGCGACGUACGGCGACGCAUCCGCCUCUCCACCAAAGCCGCCUGAACUCGCACCUACUCCCGCGCAGCAAGCCGCUCGAGCGGGCAACUUUGGCCCUCUCACACGCACCUCUACGCCUUUCCGUCCCGCUCGCCUCCUCUGCAAGCGCUUUGGCGUUCGCGACCCUUACGAGAACGCCGAAGUCGAAGAGAAUGGCGUCGGAGGGAAGUGGGGCGAGGCGACGAGCAGUGGCUGGGGCACGGGCAACGCACAGACGAGUCAGCCGAUCGGCCGGUCGGCCCUGGACGAGAUGAUGCAGAGCGCGGGCUUUAAGCGGUUUCAGGAGGCGUCGAAGGAGGUUGAGGCGGACGCGCCGGAGGUUGUUAAGGGCGUCUUCGAGACUCCAGCUGAAGGAUCGACCGUCUCUGCGCCGAAAACCAAGCCGAAGGUGCGGCCGACACUUGAGACGGUCGGCUACGGCGACGACGAAUCGCAGGGUCAGGAGAUCGUCGACGAGCAGAAGGCGCCGCCCGAUAUCUUUGCCGCUAUUUUCGCUGACUCUGACGACGAGGACGAGUCUGAUGACGAGGCGGAGCCAGCGGUGAGCGCGACAUCUGCUCCUGCGCCGGCCACGACCGUUCUGUCGGUCGACAAGGUCGAAACGCCUGCUGCUGCUCCGACCGCCGCACCUGCUCCCGCCCCUCCCUCCGAACAGUCCCCUACGACUCUCUCGCUCGACACCAUCGCCACCUACAAGCCAACCUUUGCGCCAUCCACGUCCCGCACCACCUCAUCCUCGAAGCCCGAAAAGAAGAAGAAGGCGAAGCGAAAAUCGGGCGCGCUGAGCUUUGCGAUGGACGAAAACGGCGAUGACGGCGAUACUUCGCUGUCAUCCAGCAAGAAGUCGAAGCGGGACAAGGACGAGCGGGAUCGGAAGCGACGACGGGAUGGGGGCGAACGCGAGGAGAGUCGACGAAGCAGCGACAAGCGACGGCAGGACGAGUCAGGGACCAAGGUGGCUGCGGAAGAGGAGGACGAGUGGGCCGAGGCGCCGUCGCAGGUCCACCCGGAUGUCCUGGCUGCGAUGCAGAAGACGUCGCCGGCGGCUGUCUCCCGCCCACUCGCGGAAGAAAGCAAGGUGCCGAAGACUCGGCCAAGAGCAGCCGACCUGUACUGA